Messenger RNA from Hemicordylus capensis (graceful crag lizard), 2539 nucleotides. It is a transcript of the gene NUDC, whose product is annotated as nuclear distribution C, dynein complex regulator. The record is from RefSeq and is a predicted model, not a curated record. Gene Ontology annotation, cellular component: cytoplasm. The coding region runs from base 124 to 1152 and encodes 342 amino acids. Gene Ontology annotation, biological process: protein folding. Lineage: Eukaryota; Metazoa; Chordata; Lepidosauria; Squamata; Cordylidae. The transcript is spliced from 9 exons.
GCUUAGCUCAGUUUCCGUUUCCGGGUGUGGGGCUGACGGUGGGUGCUGCAGGUAACGGAGUGGGGAGGCCGAGUAGGUGGUCGUUGAAGCCGAGGAAGGAGCCGAUUUGUCCACCAGUCAGCCAUGGGAGCCAGUGGAGAGGACGCGGCCGACAGCGAGGAGCGCUUCGACGGCAUGCUGCUAGCCAUGGCCCAGCAGCAUCAGGGCGGCGUGCGGGAGCUUGUGAAUACCUUUUUCAGCUUUUUGAGACGUAAAACGGAUUUCUUUGUAGGGGGAGAAGAGGGAGCUGCGGAGAAGUUAAUCACAGAGACAUUCAGCCGCCACAACAAGCUGGCUCAGAAAUCACAGAAAGAAAAAAAAGCUCGUCAGGAGGCGGAACAGCAGGAAAAAGCUGAACGUGCUGCUAAACUUGCCAAAGAAGCAAAACAGGAGGACAGUGAGCCAAGGAUUAAGGAGCUCACAGAUGAGGAGGCAGAAAGGUUGCAACUGGAAAUUGAUCAGAAAAAAGAGAAGAAAGAAGACGAAGCCCAGGAUGUCCCAGCAGAAUCUUCUGAUAACCCAAUGGAAUCUCCAGAGUCCAACAAGCAGGAUACAGAUGACGAGGAAGAAGAUGAGAAGGAUAAAGGCAAGCUUAAACCUAACUCUGGAAAUGGGGCAGACCUUCCAAAUUACAGAUGGACACAGACCCUCUCUGAGCUGGAUCUGGCCAUCCCAUUCAAAGUGAACUUCAGGCUGAAGGGGAAGGAUGUUUUGGUCGACAUCCAGAGACGACACCUGAAGGUGGGGUUGAAGGGCCACCCGCCUGUGAUUGAUGGAGACAUGUACAAUGAAGUGAAGGUGGAGGAAAGCUCUUGGCUAAUAGAAGAUGGGAAAAUCGUCACUGUGCACUUGGAGAAGAUCAACAAGAUGGAAUGGUGGAACAAGCUUGUGCAAACAGACCCAGAGAUUAACACCAAGAAAAUUAACCCAGAGAACUCAAAAUUAUCAGAUCUGGACAGUGAAACACGCAGCAUGGUGGAGAAAAUGAUGUACGAUCAGCGGCAGAAAUCGAUGGGGCUCCCCACUUCUGAUGAGCAGAAGAAGCAAGAUAUACUGAAAAAGUUCAUGGAACAGCAUCCAGAAAUGGAUUUCUCAAAAGCAAAAUUCAACUGAUAUUUGUCCCGUUCACUUCUCUCUCUCUUUCUCUCUCUCUCUCUCACCUCUUGUUUUUAUUUUAUUUUAAAGAAAACAACCCAGGCAGGACAAGAUAUAUUAUCUUCCUCUCAGCCUUAGAUUGCUAUGAAUGUUCAUAUUGUUCUAGAGUGAACUUUCAGGCAGAUGUGACAGGGAGGAUCUCUAGCAAUUUAUUCAUGUGUCAUGUUGCAUAUGUGUCAGGAUUUUCUGCAGCAGUAUCACUUGGUCAUCUGAAGCCCCUUUUACCUUUAAAGAGCUGUAUUAGAGAAGAACACUUUCAUUGAGAGGGAGGGGUGAAGUUAAAAGAGGAUUUAUGACAGAGAUCAUAGAUUGUCCUUGGGUCUCAAGUGAUCUGACAGACCUGGAACACAAAUACUGUCAUUUAAAUAUAAUUCUUUAGGAGGCAGGAAUGACACUUAAGCUUGAUUAUCUUCUACACUCCCAGCUGCUUCUUCAAUUGUCUGGAAGUCCUCUUUUAAACGUCUGUCAGGCCCUCUAGUAUUCCUGCUCCAAGCAACGUGGCUUGUGUAGAAGUGAGUCAGUGCCGCAGUAUGGAGGCUGGUUCAGCGUUAUAAGAAGCAUUGGGAAAUGAAUUCAUACCUCUUCUUGCCUUGCUUGCACCAUAAUGUGUAAAGAAGCCUCAUGCAGGAGUGAUGCGCAUUAAACUUAUGAAAUUUCCAUUUGAACAUUACAGGGCAAGCAGGGAGAACAGAUGCAUGAAGCAUCUGUGUAUCUGCUUAUAAACCCCAGUCAUCUGAACAUCGCAAGCACAAGUGCUCUAGCUUGGGGACAAAAAGAGGCAGACUUGUAUGGAGUGUAUGGUGGCGAGUGCAAAGUAUAUUCUAGCCAGUUAAACUGGUGCAUUAAGCUGCAUCAGUAUCUAGUAAAUUGAUCCCACCUGUAUUAUUGGAGCUGGAUCCAUCUCUGUUUCUGCCGAGCCCUGCUGUCAUGAGGUCAAAGCUGCAGUGACACACAUUUGUCCUAGAUUUAGGAUAUUUUGUUCUGUGAGCUCAGAAUCCCUUAUCUUUUGCGAUGCUGGUGUACUGACCUUUCAAAACCAAGAUUUUAGGAUUUGUUACAUGAGAAAAUGGUCUCGUUGCUUGUGCUGCACUUAAGAAAUAUUGAUCCAUGAGCAAAGUGCUGUUCCACAAGGUAUUUCAGAUGGUAGGGUGUCCUUUUAAGUGUCUUGUAGUAGGCAGGUCUCUGGCUUGCUGAAGACCUGCUAUCCACCUUAUUAGGGUUGCUCCACAUCAUUCCCCUUUCAGAGUUGGACAUGACUAACAAACACCACCUGUGUUCUUUCAUCCUUGGUUGUUUCUUAAAGACAGCUUGUACUCUGCAUGUAAAAUAAAAGGUGAUGUUUUCA